This is a messenger RNA of Photinus pyralis (common eastern firefly), 821 nucleotides long. Its product is annotated as protein DPCD. The record is from RefSeq and is a predicted model, not a curated record. Lineage: Eukaryota; Metazoa; Arthropoda; Insecta; Coleoptera; Lampyridae. The transcript is spliced from 3 exons. The coding region runs from base 87 to 686 and encodes 199 amino acids.
CGCGUAAUGUUGUGUUGGUAUUAAAAAUAAAUAAACAAAAUCCAAAGCAAAGCAAAAUGCAAAUGUUGUGUUUCUAAAAAAAUAAUAUGAUAGAUUGGCUUACAAUAUUGAAAAAUGCUAAGAAAACCUGCAUACAACAAGGUAACCUUCGAAAGGUACAUUUCUUAUUACCAGACGGCAGGGAAAUGGUCGAAGAGUAUAAUAUGGAAACCGGAGUGGUUACUCGAAGAGCUUGGAAAGUAAAGACCAAUGUUGGUGGUGAAGGCGAAUGGCAUAUUGAAGUGGGCGAUCCCGAGCCCACUUUCAAGACCGAAGAUAUUUUAAUUAAGGAAAAUUCAAGUCAGCCCUUUGUUAGUCGACGGAUUACAAGAAAGAAUUUAGAAUGGAGGAUUCGUAAUUUACCUUAUUCGAUAGAUGUUUACAGCGUUACUGUGGAUCCAGAGAGUCGACAUUUAAUUGUUCGAACUAGUAAUAGAAAGUAUUUCAAAAUUUUGAACAUUCCAGAAUUAGAACGUUUAAAUUUAUUAGCAGAACAGAAUAGGAUACAAAUGUUUCACAAAUUCAAUACGUUAGUAAUUAAUUAUGAAAAGCCAAAGCAGUUGAUUGACUUUGAGAAAGCUCUGUUUGAUGAAGUUAAAACCAUAAAAGCAUGUAAAGAAGGCGAUAUGGAUUGUAAACCAAGUUAAUGUGAUGUGAACUUAUGAGGUUAUGUUACUUUAAGUUGACAUCCUUCUGUGACAUGUUGUAAUGGUGCAAUAUUGUGUAAAAGUGAUCAAUGUAUCUCUUAUUUAUGUAAUAAACGAAAGUUGAGAUUUGUUGCA